Messenger RNA from Vigna unguiculata (cowpea), 1563 nucleotides. Lineage: Eukaryota; Viridiplantae; Streptophyta; Magnoliopsida; Fabales; Fabaceae. The record is from RefSeq and is a predicted model, not a curated record.
AUGAGUUCGUGGAAUUAUGGAGGAUCUUCUUCGUCUAAUCCAAUUGAUGACGAACCUAUCAUUCCAGACAUUGUCGAAGACUUUAGUUCCGAUGAUUUUGAGGAAGACAAUGCAGACAAUCAAGAAAUUGUCCCAAUUCCUCCUAUGGAUUACAAUCCCUAUGGGGAAGUCCAACUAGAAGAAGCCAUGCAAUUCGAUUCUAAAGAAGCAACGGUGUCUGCCAUCAAACAUUAUCACAUCACUAAUGGAUACAGCUUCAAUGUGGUAGAAUCAAAACCGCAUCUUUAUGUUGCACGAUGCAUCCAUUACAACAAUGGAUGUCAAUGGCGUCUGAGGGCCAGUUAUAGUAAAAUCCGACAUCAUUGGGAAAUCAAGUCCAUUGAUGGUACACAUACGUGUUUCUCUACAGUAAUGUCACAAGAUCACUGCAACCUAGAUUCCACCCAAAUUGCUUCAAUUGUUUUUCAUUUGGUCCGCACAAAUCCAAGCAUUCGCAUCAAAAGCUUGGUCGCUGACAUCAAAAGUCGUUACGAAUACACAGUCACAUAUAGAAGAGCAUGGAUUGCGAAGGAGAAAGCAAUAACAAUGGAGUAUGGUGAUUGGGACCAAUCUUAUAAUGAAGUUCCCAGAUGGUUACUAGCUGCCCAGCAAACCAAUCCUGGGACAAUUUUUCAACUUUCCGGUCCUCCAGUUAAUUUUGAUGCUGAGGAUGGAAGUUCCACAUACAUUAUGGAAUGUUGCUUCUGGGCAUUUGGACCUUGCAUUGAAGGUUUUAAGUAUUGUAAACCUGUUGUUCAAGUGGAUGGAACCUUUUUAACAGGCAGAUAUCAUGCCACCUUGCUUACUGCAAUUGCUCAGGAUGGAAAUAGAAACAUAUUUCCUUUGGCAUUUGCAAUAGUAGAAGGUGAGACAAAGGAGGCAUUGAUUUGGUUUUUUCAACUACUGCGAGAGCAUGUAACUCCUCAGCCAAAUCUCUGCCUAAUUACUGAUAGAGGCAAGGGAAUUUUGUCAGCCCUACGAUCGGAAGAAGUUGACUGGGAAUCAGACAAUCUUCACUCUGUCUACUGCAUACGUCAUCUGGGUUCCAACUUCAACAAUCGCUUCAAAAAUGUCGAUCUCAAGAAACAAUUCAUUAACUUGGCUUAUGAAGUCAAACAACCUAUCGUGCAACCAAAACUUUCAGCUAUGAGGUCCCAAUACCCACAAGCAGUAGCUUGGAUUGAUAAAAUCCCCUUACAUAAGUGGUCUCAGGCUUAUGAUGGGGGGCGCAGGUACACGCACAUGACAACAAACUUGGCGGAGUGCAUGAACUCUGUGCUAAAGGGGGCUCGCUCAUUACCUAUCUGUGCACUUUUGAAAAUUACAUUUCAAAACAUAAAUGCCUGGUUUGUUGAACGCGGCUUAAAGGCAGACUCUAUGUUAAGAGCUGGACAUCAAUAUCCAGAAGAUGUCACAACCUUGCUCCAACAAAAUCAACAGAAAUCUGCAUAUUGUCAUGUUCAACGCUACGAUCGAGAUAAUUCAGAAUUCGAGCUAGUCGAUUACCCUGUCAACACGUCAUAG